CUGAAACCCUUCGCUCUAUCUAUAUAAACAGAUGCCCUUCGCUCUCGUCUCAGCAGGCAGCAUCGUCUCAAGUUUUGUUCUCCUCUCCUAGCUAGCCAGCACCUGCAGAUCUGCUCGUUGCCUUGGGCUACUGAUUUUGUGGAACGAAGCGAUGGCUCGCAGCGGCGCCGUGGUUUCCUGCAUGCUGCUCCUGGUGGUGGCGGCGCAACUGCUCAUGGUGAUGGCCACGCAGACAGCGGCGGCGGCGGCGGCGGCGGGCGACCAACGCGGAGCUGGACGCCGGCUGCUGUGGCAGGUGACCUGCCACUACAGCAACUGUAAUUGCCGCACUUGCCCGAUAUAUGGCUGGGCGUGCUGCAGCACUUGCUGCUAGCUAGCUAGCUAGCUAGUGUGAGUUCUUCCGCGCGCGCAAGCAGCCUUUGCAUACCACCCCUCUUGCUUAGCUCAUGCAUGUCCAGCAGUAGCCGGUUGCUGGGCUCGUCGUCGUCGUCGUCUGCGGCGGCGGCGGCGGGGGCGGGGGCGGCGUCAUCUCUGGCGUGGUUACGUUCUCAUCAGCGACUUCUAAUGGCGCUCGCUCGAUCUUUAUUUCCUGCAGUCCUUUUUGUAAUAAGAAGCCAAUUGAUGUGUGUGCACGCGCAAUCCUAAUAAUAAAUAGAUCUUCUUUGUGCCUUGCUUUGUUUGAUAUAUAUAAUAAAAGUCUUCGUUGCAAACGUA
Messenger RNA from Zea mays, 714 nucleotides. RefSeq lists its product as uncharacterized. Bases 152 to 373 code for a protein of 73 amino acids. The record is from RefSeq and is marked validated. The transcript has 2 exons. NCBI's taxonomy places the organism in Eukaryota, Viridiplantae, Streptophyta, Magnoliopsida, Poales, Poaceae.